AUGGUUCAUCGUCAAGAAUGGAAAAUCAUAGCCGAUAUAAUGGCUAUUUUGAUUGAUAUAUUUAAUCUUGCUGAACAACUCGGUAUUUAUUUUAUUUCUAAAGAAAAUGAUUUUGAUGAAAGUGCACAGCAACGUUUCUUUUUUAUAUUGUUUGCUGUUGGUGGUGCUUCGGUAUUCAAACCUUUAUUAGUUCAUCCAAUUCUAUUUGUUUUAUUCGGUAUAUCAAUUGAAAUAGGUGAAUUAGUAUCAUAUUUAAAAUUAUUAUCAAAUACAACUAGUUUACUUGUUGUUGCCAUUUUAUUUUUUACUUUCGAAGUUAUUUUUCAUUUAAUUAGUUUAAUCGGUCUUUUGAGAGAAGAAAAAGAUUAUUUUAAAGAUUUUGCUAAAAACUGUUGUACAUUACCAGGACGUGUAUUUUUAUAUGGUUUAUUAUUUGAAACACAAAUAUUAUUCUUAUUUCUUGAUUCUCAAUCAUCAUUUCGUCAAACUUUCUAUGAAGUUUUAAUGAUAUUAGUCACGUUUUUUGGUUUAUCUGCAAUAGAUAAAGGUGCAAAACGUUGCUGUCUUAUGAAUGAAGAUGAAGAUGAAAAGUCUUUAUAUACUGUAUGGGAAGCGAUCUUAGCAUUACUGAGCGCAAUAGAAGCUCCUAUUAUUGUAAUAACUGCAGUUGUAUAUGCAAGUCAAGCACUUCAGCAUAAAGAACAAUUAAAAACAUAUGAUUUUGUUAUUUAUAUUAUUAUAAUAAUCACAUAUGGAUCAGCUCUUCUUUCAUUGGCACUAACAAUUUUAUGUGCUCUAUGUUUAUGUGCAGGUACAUGUGUUAAAGCUUUAGUUGACUGUUUUUUUCAAAAAUAA
Messenger RNA from Rotaria sp. Silwood1, 855 nucleotides. NCBI's taxonomy places the organism in Eukaryota, Metazoa, Rotifera, Eurotatoria, Philodinida, Philodinidae. The record is from the annotation of a GenBank genome assembly.